AUGUAUGGACUCAACCCUUCAUUGCGGGGCUCUUUGCAGUCCAAAACCAGAUCACUUUGGAGGACUGGCUGGGUCUGCAGCUCAUGUCGGGCAAGAGCUAUACCAAAAGUCAGAUACUCUACAGAUACAACACCAAAGAAGCCGUACUAUGUCACCACACCAAUUUUCUACGUGAAUGCCGCACCUCAUGUUGGUCACCUAUAUACUAUGGUCCUGGCGGACGUCUUCAAACGAUGGCAAGUUUUAAAGGGCGAGACAGCGAUCUUAUGUACAGGAACAGACGAACAUGGCAUGAAGAUACAACGAGCUGCUGCACAAGCAGGCACACUUCCUAAAGAAUUUUGUGAUAAUGGCGCCGAGACAUUUAAAAAGUUGGCACAGCGAGCAGGACUUUCAAACGAUCAUUUUGUACGCACGACUGAUCAAGAUCACAAAGAGACAGUAGAAUAUGUCUGGUAUAUGCUGAAGGAACGGGAAUAUAUUUACGAGUCAAAACACGAGGGGUGGUACUGCGUCAGUGAUGAGACUUUCUAUCCUGAGUCCGUGAUUGAGAAGAGGCUGGACCCUUUUACUGGGAGGACAUUCAUUGCUUCUCAAGAGACUGGUAAAGAGGUUGAAUGGACAUCGGAAAAAAAUUACCACUUUCGAUUAUCUGCUUUCAAGGAUCAACUUCUUGAGUUUUACGAAAGGAACCCCGAUUUUGUUGUACCAUUGACUCGGAUGAAGGAUGUGGUCAAUCAAGUGUCUAAAGGCUUAGAAGACCUCUCAAUAUCUCGUCCCUCCGAUCGUCUGAGUUGGGGCAUUCGAGUUCCAGACGAUGACAGUCAGACUAUAUAUGUGUGGCUCGAUGCACUAGUCAACUACAUUACAAAAGCAAGCUACCCGUGGGCUCCAGGGAAUGAAGCUGCUGGGGGAUGGCCUGCGGACGUACAAGUUAUCGGGAAGGAUAUUGUUCGAUUUCACUGCAUAUAUUGGCCCGCAUUUCUUCUCGCCUUGAAUCUACAACCACCAAAGCGAAUUUUGACGCAUGCUCACUGGACAAUGGACAACCAAAAAAUGUCCAAAUCAGUAGGGAAUGUAGUCAACCCAUUUUUUGCAAUGGAUCGAUUUGGGGUCGAUGUGAUGCGCUAUUACCUUAUUCAUGAUGGUGGAAUUAAGGAAGAUUCUAGCUAUGGAAAUGAAUAUAUUGUUGAAAGAUACAAGAAAGGAUUGCAAAAAGGUCUAGGUAAUCUUGUCAGUCGAUUGACCAGACCAAAAGUAUGGAAUGUUCGUUCUUGCGUAGAAGCCGCACAUUCUGAAGGAUUGCAUAAUUCGGAUAUUUCUACCAAUCAGCAGAUCGCUUUACUUAAUAAUGUUCGCCCAAAAGCUAACGACAAAAUGCAAGAGCUGAACCCAGCAGCAGCUCUGCAUGUUAUUAUGGAUACCGUAUUUGAAACUAACAAAUACUUACAAGAAGAAGCUCCCUGGAGUCUCGCAAAAUCUGAGGAACCAAACGCUAAAGAAAAACUCAUAAGCGCCGUAUAUCAUUCAGCCGAGGCGAUCCGCAUAGUUGGAAUCCUCCUUCAGCCGUACAUGCCGGAGAAAGCAUCUCUACUCCUGGAUAUGAUAGGUGUCAUACCAGAGCGUCGAACAUACGAGUACGCGACACUAGGCGCUGAUCCUUCUUAUGGUGAUGCUCAGGUUCCGCUGGGUAAAUGUGCAUGGGAUGCGCUAUUUCCACCCUUGGCAAUCGAGACUUGA
Sclerotinia sclerotiorum 1980 UF-70 is the source of this 1740-nucleotide messenger RNA. RefSeq lists its product as hypothetical. The coding region runs from base 1 to 1740 and encodes 579 amino acids. Gene Ontology annotation, molecular function: ATP binding; methionine-tRNA ligase activity. The transcript is spliced from 3 exons. NCBI's taxonomy places the organism in Eukaryota, Fungi, Ascomycota, Leotiomycetes, Helotiales, Sclerotiniaceae. The record is from RefSeq and is a predicted model, not a curated record. Gene Ontology annotation, biological process: methionyl-tRNA aminoacylation.